This is a messenger RNA of Orycteropus afer afer, 313 nucleotides long. It is a transcript of the gene MRPL57, whose product is annotated as mitochondrial ribosomal protein L57. The record is from RefSeq and is a predicted model, not a curated record. NCBI's taxonomy places the organism in Eukaryota, Metazoa, Chordata, Mammalia, Tubulidentata, Orycteropodidae. Gene Ontology annotation, molecular function: structural constituent of ribosome. Gene Ontology annotation, cellular component: mitochondrial ribosome. Gene Ontology annotation, biological process: mitochondrial translation.
ACCAUGUUCCUGACCGCCUUCCUAUGCCGCAAUCGCAUUCCUGGAAGACAGUGGAUCGGGAAGCAUCGGCGGCCGCGGGCCGUGUCUUUCCGUGCGAAGCAGAACAUGAUCCGUCGUCUGGAGAUCGAGGCGGAGAACCAUUACUGGCUGAGCAUGCCUUACCUCACCGCCGAGCAAGAGCGCGGCCACGCUGCUGUCCGCAGGGCGGCGGCCUUCGAAGCCAUCAAGGCAGCCAGCACUUCCAAGUUUCCCCCGCAUAGAUUUGUUGCAGAUCAGCUCAACCAUCUCAAUGUCACCAAGAAAUGGUCCUAAU